UGGGUGAUCGGCCGUAAGCCGUAAACCAUUGAUAUUAACAUUUAACGGUAAUGUAUUUGUUAUUCGAUAAUGUAGGUAUUAUAGUUCGUUAUUUUGUUUUGGAUUUUACAUUUACACAUAUUAAAAUAAACGAUCAAUUGGAAAAUAUAUGAGUUUUAUACAUGAUACCUGCUGAAUGAUUCACUAAUGAAAUUGGCAUUUCUCCUAUUCUGUAUUCAAUCAAGACAAGAUGUUUAAGAAUACAUUUCAAAGUGGAUUUUUAUCUAUACUAUAUAGUAUAGGUAGCAAACCAUUACAGCUAUGGGAUAAAACUGUAAGAAAUGGUCAUAUUAAACGUAUAACAGACAAUGAUAUCCAAUCACUAGUAUUAGAUAUUGUGGGUACAAAUAUUAGCACAACAUAUAUUACAUGUCCAGCAGAAAAAACCAAGACAUUAGGAAUUAAACUGCCAUAUUUAAUAAUGAUUGUAAAGAAUAUGAAGAAGUAUUUUACAUUUGAAGUGCAGAUUUUAGAUGACAAAAACAUAAGACGACGAUUCCGAGCUAGUAAUUAUCAGUCAACUACUAGAGUUAAACCAUUUAUAUGUACAAUGCCAAUGCGCCUUGAUGAAGGUUGGAAUCAAAUACAAUUUAAUUUGGCUGAUUUUACAAGACGUGCUUACGGCACUGGAUAUGUAGAAACAUUAAGAGUUCAACUACAUGCCAACUGUAGAGUAAGACGAGUUUAUUUUAGUGAUAGACUAUAUUCUGAAGACGAAUUGCCAGCAGAAUUUAAACUGUUCUUACCCGUUCAAAGUAAAGUUGACCACAGACAGAGAGUAGAUUGAAUUUAAAAAAACGUCCGUAAUCUUUUACGACUGAUAAACAGCAAAUGGCUUUCACCACUUCAACAAUAAUAGACAACUUAGCUCCACCAGACAAAUCCACUUUAUGCUGACCAAAUUCCGCUACUUUAUUUGCUAGUUCUUCAAUAACUGUACUGCGUGGCACUGAAUUGUUAUAUCUAUGACUAAAUAUGUAUAAAAUUGUAUUGAAUAAUAGAAAAAUAGGACCGCAAAAUUUUUAAAUUUUAAGAUUAAAUUUUUUACUUGAAAACAAUAGCGAAUGUAGUUGGUUCUGUGGUGAAGUAUUUUGGAAACAACUCAGUACAAGCUGAUAUUAUGGAUGAUACAUUUGCCUAUAAGAAUAUAAGUUACACAUAUUUAUAUCACA
This is a messenger RNA of Adelges cooleyi (spruce gall adelgid), 1211 nucleotides long. RefSeq names its product cilia- and flagella-associated protein 20 (gene Bug22). The transcript is spliced from 5 exons. The record is from RefSeq and is a predicted model, not a curated record. Gene Ontology annotation, biological process: cilium assembly; positive regulation of cell motility; regulation of cilium beat frequency involved in ciliary motility. Gene Ontology annotation, cellular component: motile cilium; ciliary basal body. Bases 230 to 826 code for a protein of 198 amino acids. NCBI's taxonomy places the organism in Eukaryota, Metazoa, Arthropoda, Insecta, Hemiptera, Adelgidae.